Cotesia congregata is the source of this 1032-nucleotide messenger RNA. The record is from the annotation of a GenBank genome assembly. Lineage: Eukaryota; Metazoa; Arthropoda; Insecta; Hymenoptera; Braconidae.
AUGUCAGGCGUUUUAUCAAGCAAAAAAAGGACUACUUACAACAAUCAAGAGGAAAAGUGUGAAGUGAUGCCACCGAGCAUGUAUUAUCCACAGAACAUGUCAAUGAUGACACCAAUGACAGCUGGUAUGUCAAAUCCAAUGUCAAGUUUCCACUCCUACCCCUCAACUAGCUACGACACACAUCAUUACCAGCAUGAGCCAAUUCAUGCAGCCUAUCAAUCACCCAAUCUCUGGAGUCCAGAGUAUUAUUCCGGAUACAGCACAUUUUCGGAGCCUACACCGUCGACGUCGUACAAUCUUCCAUCCACUCUUGGUCCAUCAACGUCAACAGCAGCGACACUUUGGCCGACGCAUCAACCUGACUACUCAGCAGUACAACCGCAAUUGACAGCAAUGCAACCGAUGCCCGCUUUCCGACAGUCUCCAACUUUAUCAGAGUUGUCUCAAAAUUCGUAUGAGCAACUGAGUCCUAAGUACUGGUCCAGCGAAGAAGAGUCGAAGCGCAAGAAAAAGUUGACCAGAUGCCAGUGUCCCAGUUGCAUCCCCGAUGGCAAUUGCAAACUCGACAGCGAUGGCAAGAAAUUGCACACUUGUCACUACAUAGGUUGUCAGAAAAAAUACGGAAAGACUUCGCAUCUGAAAGCUCACCUCCGCUGGCACACUGGAGAGCGCCCGUUCAAGUGCGAUUGGUAUGGAUGUGGAAAAAGCUUCACCCGGAGCGAUGAGCUUCAGCGACACUUUAGGACUCACACAGGGGAUAAACGUUUUUUUUGUCAACAGUGCCCCAAACGCUUUAUGCGCAGUGAUCACUUGAAGAAACACAUUAAAACCCACGAGAAUCAAAAGAAAAAAGCCAAGAAACAGAACAAGGAAAACAAGUCUUCUAUCGUAACUCAAGAGGUUAGUCAGGAGCAGCCGAUCAUGGGAGCUGCUGCUACUGCUGCUGCUGUAACAAAUAUUCCUGCUCAAUAUUACUAUCAAUAAAUAAAAUUGGACUGACUAUAGAGGGGUAAUGUACCUCAUCAUUAUUGA